This is a messenger RNA of Bemisia tabaci, 2189 nucleotides long. NCBI's taxonomy places the organism in Eukaryota, Metazoa, Arthropoda, Insecta, Hemiptera, Aleyrodidae. The record is from RefSeq and is a predicted model, not a curated record.
AGCCUCAACUCAUCAGUCCCCCGUCACCACUCCAAGUUGUGCCAGGCCGAUCCGGGGAAAAAACACUCGGAACGUUUUAAGAAGCGGCUGUGCGUUAUCGGCGGUAAUUCAGUGCACUUGUGCUCGUCGUCGGUCGUGUGUGAUGUCGCGAGUGAAUGCGUGCUUCUAAUUACCCUUGUGUGUUCAGUGCUCUGUGGUCACCUCGGUUAGCGACCUCCUCUGGAUUCGACCCGGGUUAAUUCGUGUCGAAUGAAAGCUCUCUCGCGCCCUCUGCCAUCCCUUCGAAGAGUUCGAGGACUCAGCAACGACGCAAACGUCCUAUGCUCUUGUGCCAGGAUCAACGUACUCCCAUUGGUCAUUGGGGUCCUCUCCUUCCUUAGGCGUGGGCGGCCUUGGACGCGAUUCCCACCAAAAUGUGGGCCGAUUGGAGUCUCCAACGUUUACUCUGUCUUUUAUAUGGUGGGAAAAGCGGAGUAAUGAGCGUGGACAAAGCAGGGAAGAAGAAUGGAGAGAAGGAGACGAACAUCUCCCACAUCUCGGUCGACGCCAUCCGGAUCAACAUGGAGAAGGUGGCACCAUCCCAGGAGCCGGACAAGAAGUCGCCGCUGAAACGGAAGUCGGAGCAGCUCCCGGUCGACUUCCGGUCCGGCUACCCCUUCGGCAAGGAACAGGGGAACGGGGCCGGGACCCCCGAUGGCGGCCCCACCGGCGGCGCCGCCCUGGAGAGCGCCUCCGAGAAGAACUACGACACCUUCACCAGCUCCACCAACAAGUUCAUCGUCGACGCCAACAGCCGCUUGCCCGAGGAGGGCCACUUCAGCAUCGCCAAGCAGAUCGCCGUCCCCUUCCUCGUCUCCGGGUUCGGCAUGGUCGGUGCCGGUUUCUACCUCAAUUCUUUCGAGAAAUGGGAGGUGUUCAAAGCUCCUGGUAUUCCCGUCCUGAUUCCUGUCUUGCUCGGCUUAAAAGGAAACUUAGAGAUGACCGCCGCAUCCCGCUUGUCAACAGUGUUCCACGUUGGGAUUUCAAGUUAUAAGGAUUUUUUUAAAAUUAUUGUUGGCAACUUUUCGCUUGUCCAAGGUCAAGCACUUAGUGUUAGUUUGAUAGCAGCUCACACGGCUAUGUUCCUAUUAGCAAUCACAUCAGAUGAAGUGUCCACGGAAAUAUUGGAUCAUUUAAUUUUCCUAGUUGCUUCGGCGAUGGUAUCCGCAUCUUUGGCCAGCAUCGUUCUACAGUUUGUAACAAUGAAUGUGAUGCUCCUUUGUCGUUGGUUAAAAAUUAAUCCAGAUAAUGUGGCAACUCAGACUGUUGGAAGCCUGGGCGAUCUCGUAUCUCUCGUCUUCUUUUCUUCUGUUUCUGAUUUCAUUUUUAAAUCAGAUAAUGUUGUUUUCAAUUCUUUAAUUAUUACGCUGACUUGCUUGAUUUUAAUUCCUUGCUGGUUCCUGUUGGCGUACAACAUUAAGUAUACAAGAUCUGUCAUGAGCUCUGGAUGGGUUCCUCUAAUAGUCGCUAUGAUUAUAACAGUGUGCAGCGGCCUCGUUUUUUCUGAUAUGAUUCAAAUGUAUCCGGGCUUAGCACCUCUGCAACCAGUAUUAAAUGGUGUUGGAGGCAGCCUCGUCUCCGUACAAGCUAGUCGGCUGUCCUCCAUGCUGCACACCACCUGUGAUAUAGGCACUCUACCCCCUAAUACAAGGACUUUUAUAAACCCAUGGACUCUUUUUACCUCUAAAGAAUAUUAUUCAACAACUGUGCGAGUUCUUCUUUUUGCGGUUAUUCCUGGCCAAUUGAUUUUCAUAUCCAUCAUCGGUUACAUCAAAGCCGAAAAAUACACUCCUCUAUUUAUUUUAGCAUACAUUUUAAUCGCCACGCUACAAGUUGUGUUGUUACUAUUUAUUUGUCACAUCCUGACUCAUUUCUUGUGGAGCAAAAAUGCUGAUCCGGACCUGGCCACCAUCCCCUACAUGACGGCUUUGGGAGAUCUUCUAGGUGCUCUGUUUUUAGGUUACACAUUUGAAAUUUUCUCCAUGUGUCGGCUUCAGUAUAGGUACGACUGUCCAUCGAGGGAUAUGUCCCAUUGUUAUUGAUAUCAUAGUUUUUAACAGGCAGAAUUUUUUACUACCGAAGGCGCAGCUUGGAAAAAAUGCAAUUUUAAGAGACCAGCUCGCUUAGCAGUAAAUUAUUUCCUCUUGUAC